This is a messenger RNA of Neoarthrinium moseri, 2220 nucleotides long. RefSeq lists its product as uncharacterized. The record is from RefSeq and is a predicted model, not a curated record. The transcript is spliced from 2 exons. Gene Ontology annotation, biological process: tRNA processing. The coding region runs from base 1 to 2220 and encodes 739 amino acids. Lineage: Eukaryota; Fungi; Ascomycota; Sordariomycetes; Amphisphaeriales; Apiosporaceae. Gene Ontology annotation, molecular function: ligase activity, forming carbon-nitrogen bonds; ATP binding.
AUGCACGCGAUUCAGCAAGUCUUGCACAGGAGUGCCCGGCCAAUCUCGGUGCAUGAGUUUCGCGAUGCCAUCCUCGCGACAUGCAAGCCCCGAUUCCCCGAGGCCAGGGGUUCUAUGCACAGGCCCGUUGGCCUUGCAAUAAGCGGUGGUGUGGAUUCCAUGGCACUGGCCUAUCUUUGCUCUCAAAUCCGCAAGCUGGAUCCUGAUAUUAUGAUCACUGAUCAUCCAUGCGCUGGGUUCCGGGCCUUCGUUGUCGACCAUCGCCUCCGCGAAGGCUCGACCGAGGAGGCACACAGUGUCAUGAAGGCCCUUCAUGAGAUGGGUAUCCCCAGUGAUCUCUUACCAAUCAACUGGAAGAAGGAACUUGGUGAGAACGUCGAUGUCAAAAACCUAUCGAACAUCGAGAGCGCCGCACGAAGGGCUCGAUAUCGGAAGCUUGGCCAUUUUGUCGCCUUCCGCAAGAUGGCCACGCUGCUGUUGGCCCACCACCAGGAUGAUCAAUACGAAACAGUUCUCAUGCGCCUGAUCAACGGCCAUCGUAAUCGUGCUCUGAUUGGCAUGCGGGAGGCAUCUGAUAUACCUGAGUGUGAAGGCCUUUUUGGAGUUUAUGGUAGUGGCUGGGUCGACGACCAGACCCGAAAGCACCCAUUCUACAACACCAAGCUCUCCAAGAAGGAGCGCAAGAGUUUGAAGCAAGAGCUCAAGUUCCGCAUCAAUGAACUGAUGCACGAAGACCAGCAAGCAGAGGAUCAGCUCGCCAAUCUUGGAGUAUUUGAUACUACUGGGGCCGACGAUUCACUGGGGAAAACACCCAUCAGGUUCAACUGGUCACCGCAGCUCGGAUCUAUGCCCAUUGAAAACGGAGGUGUCAGUAUACAUCGACCGUUUCUGGAGUUUGGCAAGGAUAGACUCGUUGCGACCUGCGUGGAAAAUAAUGUUCCCUGGUUUGAGGACCAUACUAACACGGAUCCGACACUGACUACGCGAAAUGCGAUUCGUCAUAUGUACAAAUCUUGCGAACUUCCUCGCGCUCUCCAGAAACCGGCUGUUCUGGCGCUCUCCAAGUCUUGUCAGCAUCGAGCUCGAGCCCAGGAUGCCGAGGCGCGUAGACUACUCCAAAGGACAGUGCUCCAUGACUUCGAGCCGCAUGUGGGCACGAUGGUGGUUCAAUUCCCGAACUUGCAGGUUCAUGGCUCCAAAGGAGCUUCGUCCUCGAACGAGUACCACCAACACCGGCUCUCCCAGAAGCGAAUAAUUGCAGCACUAGCCCUCCAGCGGGUCAUCGCUCUUGUUAGCCCAGAAUAUCAAGCCCCCUCUGUCACGAACUUGCAGAAUGUGGUCUCGAGACUCUUCCCAUCUCUUGAGAGCCUGCCAGAUGCGUCGAGGGCGGCACCGCCUAAAGCCUUCAACGUCGCUGGCUUGCACUUUAUGCCUAUUGAAUCAUCGCCGCCGUCGGUCGCUUCCUCCGCACUAUUGCAUCCCCAGAUAUGGUACGUAUCGCGCCAUCCAUACGUUGCGACCGAGCCACUCCCUCAGUGGCGCAUUUCAGCAUGGUCACCCGGAUUGGAGAGAAGGCGCAGACCUCGUAAACCGAGAUCGAGAUGGUCAGUUUGGCUACCUUGGCAUUUUUGGGACGGUCGCUUCUGGAUUCGGCUCACGCAUCGUCUACCUUCCCGUCUAGUUGUGAUGCCCUUCCUAGUCGAACACAGCAAGGACUUCCGGACCGCACUACCUCCGCAGGAUCGUGCUCGUUUGGCCGCGGUGCUUAAGCAAUACGCCCCUGGGAAAACCAGAUAUACACUGCCCGCCAUCUAUGCGGAAGAGCCUGUAGACUUCGACAAUGUAGUUUCUCAUCCCAAGCAUCCAGAGCCUCGAAACGAUUUAGCGAUAAACGCAAGUCAGAGAAUAAUCGGCAAGCCCAUACUGCCACCUAUUGACCGCUCAAAGAUGAGGCUACUAGCUCUUCCGACAUUGGAUUUCCAACUGCCUGGAUUAGAGAAGUUGUUGCAACAUGAAGUUCGGUUCAAGAAGGCAGACCGGGACACACUGCGGACGAUGGGCAGUUUCGACGGCGGCUCUUUCGCUCCACUUCGAGCCUCCAGUAUCACACAUCGCAGUCGCAAUAUACGCAAGCUCUGUAUCAACUCGAAGAGACGGGAGAGACUCCUUCAUGAACGACAGGGUCACCUCGGUGAAGGUCAUCAGGCAGCUGGUGGGUGA